This is a messenger RNA of Linum trigynum, 2416 nucleotides long. NCBI's taxonomy places the organism in Eukaryota, Viridiplantae, Streptophyta, Magnoliopsida, Malpighiales, Linaceae. The record is from the annotation of a GenBank genome assembly.
CACCACAAUAAUUUAUCACCAUUCUUAUAUAUUUACCAGAUCCUGAAAAGAACGAUAUACAAAAUGACAACGAUCCGCAUUGGGCUAGGACUAGCGGCGGCGGUCGUUUUCGCGACGUUGCUGAUACAAGUUGGGACGGCGACAGAUGAUUAUGUCACGAUUCGUGUUAACAACAAGUUAAGCAGCAAAAAGACAUUGAUAGUGCAUUGUCAAUCCGGCGACGACGACCUCCACGCUCACGCGGUGGUCGCGGAUUUUUACUUCGAUUGGAGUUUCGGGUGGACACGUGCGACGCUUUUUUGGUGUCGGCUGGCGUUUCAAGAUAAGCGUCUUGGUUUCACAGCGUUCAACGGAGAUGAUGUAUACACUUACGACGUAUUCGUUGCGGACUUCGAUGUGUACGAUGAUGGAGUUUAUGGGACUCAAGUUGUAUCUCAGCAACGACUUCAUUUUGCUAGAUGGCAUUGAUUGAUUUAACCUAGUUUCCGUUCUUAAUUACUAUUGAAGAAAAGGAUCAAAAUGAACGUGAAAGGAAGAAAAGAAAAAACCCAUUAUCUAAUCUACAAGAUAUAUAAAGGCAAAACAUGGGUUGGAAUUCUCCCAUUUCAAAUUUCGUGGCCUGGGAGUGAUUGUAGGAAUGUCAUUUUUGUCAUUGCACCCACUUUAUCUUUAUAUAUUAAAAAUGUUAUCAUUGGAGUUCGAACUUGGAUCAAUUAAAUGAAGAAAGAGCAUUAUAACCAACUAGGCUACAUUAUAUCUAUUGUUAUUUCUUUGAUUAAACUCUAGGAAUAUGUUUGGUGAUGAUGCUUCUAUAUUUAUAUUUUAUCUUUAAGUUAUUUAUAUUUUAUAGAAUGAGAUUAGUUCUGAAAUCGGAACUCAAGUAGUAUUGAUUUAAAAAUUAAUAUUAAAUUGUAUGUGUAGUUUAGUUUAGACAAACUACAGAAGUGUAACCAAAACAUGGACCUUUGUAACGAGUAUAGCAUUUUUUUGUGACAAAUCUAUACAUAAUAUAAUGAUAAAAUUGGAAAAUGAGAGUCUUCUUUUAAAUUUCGUGGCCUGAGAGUGAUUUUAACAUUUAUGAUUAUUUUUAUCUUGGUGUUGUGAAUAGGUAAAAACUUAAUUAUUAGAAUGCAUGUAACUAUACGCAGACACAUGAUCGAGCUAGCAUGACACAGUUAGAGCAUACAAUGAAGACAAUGUAUAUGGAUCGACCCUAUACAAGUAUGAAUGCUUCAUGGGUCAAACCUGACUUAAACUUCAAGCGCUCGCGCACAAGUGCGAAAACCACAUAGUCUAUAUUGGUACAAUCAUGUUUUAUGGAGAAAUGCGCCAUUUGAGAGGAAUAAGCGGCCAUUUGGUCGCCAGGUUUCAGGUCCUCUGAUUCACACUAUUGAUUGUGAAUGGAGAAGAAGCAUUUCGAAUGCAAAAUUGGAUAAGUAAUUGGGAUGUUUCUAGGUUUCUCUCAAUUUCAGGCGGUGGGAAGAAAGAGGAAGGAAAGGGGGAGAGUGGUGAGAUACAAAGCUCAAAGAGAGAGAGAGAUUGACAAAAUCAAUUUAAAUUUUAAAUAUAUUAUAUAUUAAGGUUAGAAAUUUUAAAAUGUGAUCAAAACAAGGGUUGACCUCAAUCUUCAAUUGUCGUAAUAAUGAACAAAAAACCGUGUCAAUUUACGCUAACAUCUUUAAUUUUACCACUUGCAUAUAUUUUAGAUAUUUCUAAAAAAAAUGGUGUGACUUUAGAAAUUCAUCUAACUACCAUUAUGAGGAGAAAUUCCUAAGUAAAAAAAGGCACGGAUUAGUUGCAAUUCUAUACUACAUCACCACAUUAAAAAAAUGCCAAUGUUUAAGAUUUAAGUUCAUCAUCUCAUUAAGGUCUAAUUUUAGACUAUGAUGGAUAUAGAACAUGGUUGUCAAAUCGGUGCCAUUCCGACCAAUUCAACAAGUGUCGAGCACCAAACCCACUGGAAAGUGGUCGGUUUGCAACUUUAGUACUCAAUAUCGGCCGAUCUGACUAGAUAUUCGGAUUGCCAUCACUUUCACAAACGUCCCCCCCACAACACAAGUAUUUGUACAACAAAUAUGCUUGGGACUCGAGCACAACAAUUUAAAUCUGCCCGCGGGUAUUACUCGAUUUGACCUAUGAUGAAACGGGUAUUACCUGACGUGCAGUAGCGUGGGCGGAGCAUGGACAUCUACUUCUCAUACGCUCUUCCCCACUCCGCUCCGCUCCGUUCUUGUUCCAUUCUACUUCAAUUUCUUACAAUAUCUAUACAUAUUUUUCCUAUUUUGACUUUUCUUCAACUAGUUAUAGUCGAUUUUUCAAUUGGUUAGACUCAAUUACCAAUUCUAUUAUCUCUAUUUUUAUUCUUAAAGUGUUUUUCCCUUCGUUUUAUCGUAAAAAGUAAAAUUUGCGCGUAUUU